AUGAAGGAUUCGAGGAGGACGGGAGGCCGCGAGCCAGCAGAACGGAAAAGCCCCGGGAGCGGGCGGCGCUGCGAUGCCCGCGGCGGGCGGGAGCUGGCGGGGCGCUCCGGUCAGCGCCGUGAGCUGCACGCGGCACCGAGGCACGGGGUGACUCGAAAUCACCGAGCCGUAGGAACGGAGCUCAGGAACGGAGCUCGGCUCUGUGACUUCGGUGGAGAAAGGGCUUCUAACAGAAGCUGGGGAGAAAACCCACUCCCAAAAAGUCAGUCAUUGUCAUCCUGCUCUACUGCUGUGCUGGGAAUCGCGUUCAGAAAUGGGCUGUGCUUUUUCACCAGGUCUCGUGGUGGUGGCCUUGGUUCUCGCAAACAGAAAGAGCUGCCAACAGAGCCCCCCUUCACAGCCUAUGUGGGAAAUCUCCCCUUCAACACUGUUCAAGGAGACAUAGAUGCCAUCUUCAAGGAUCUCAGCGUAAGGAGUGUACGACUAGUCAGAGACAAGGAAACAGAUAAAUUUAAAGGAUUUUGUUACGUAGAGUUUGAUGAAGUGGAGUCACUCAAGGAAGCUCUUACAUAUGAUGGUGCACUUUUGGGUGACCGAUCACUCCGAGUGGACAUAGCAGAAGGCAGAAAACAGGAUAAAGGUGGCUUUGGUUUCAGAAAAGGCGGACCUGAUGACAGAGGAAUGGGAGGAGGUUCCAGAGAAUCCAGAGGAGGUGGAUGGGAUUCCAGAGAUGACUUCGGUUCUGGAUUCAAAGAUGAUGAUUUCUUGGGAGGCCGGGGUAGAGGAACUCGCCCUGGAGACCGACGGCCACCAGGUGCCUUAAUGGGAACUGGUGGCACUGGUCGUUUCCGAGAUGGGCCUCCCCUUCGUGGAUCUUCCAUGGACUUCAGAGAGCCAACAGAAGAGGAAAGAGCGCAGCGGCCCCGACUUCAGCUCAAACCUCGAACAGUUGGUACUCCCCUCAAUCAAGUAGCCAACCCAAAUUCUGCUAUCUUUGGUGGAGCCAAGCCCCGAGAGGAAGUAGUAAAGGAGCACGACUGAGCUUGGUGUUGAGAGGGAAUGGGGAGGCGGGAGAAAACGCAAGACAGUACAGAGUGACUAGCUCUGCUGGAAUGUCAACCCUGCAGUUUACCAUUCCUGCCAUCUGGCAUUUGUCCUCUUUGAAACCGAAAACACAGAGCUUGUGAAUGCAUGUCAGCUGUUAACAAGUGGUUUUUAGUAUGUUCUUGGCUUUGCUGUAUCUAGUGCCUGCUUUGUGCUGAGUUUCCUCUUCUGUUUCCUUCCAAGCAGCACAGUUGCCAGUAGAUAAGGCGGUGUGGCUGCUUCCACGAGUGUGGAGGUCUAUGGACAAAGGUGCUGCUUCACUUCCUCCUUUCUGGGUUUAUUUUACUUUAGAAGCACAGGUUAGACUUAGUUAUUACCCUGUAUUGUUUCCUUUCACUUCCUCAGUGCUCCUCUUCUGACCCGCAUGUCUUGUUCUGUAUUGCUGUGGCUCUGAAGAGGAAAACUGGAGAGUCCAGAUGAGUUGAACUGAAUAAUUUACAGUUCUAACCAUGUGGUGAAAUACCAUUUAGGAUAAUUGAUGAGUAGUUGUGUAGAGCAGAGCCCCUUAUAAAACUAAGGCGGUAGCUGCCCUUUCUCACAGGUUACCUGGAAGUAUCAAUAGCUGCAAAUAAAGUUGGCUGACAAGCCUGGCAAAUAGGUGAAAUCAGUAUGGAUAAAGCACCUGCCAGCAGAGUGCUGCUGAUUGUUUUUUGUAGACUUCAAAAUGGUAUGAUACUGCACUCCUGAGCUUGAGGUUAGUGCUGCAAAACUGUGCCUGCUUGAGCACAGCUGCUCACUGGCUUUUUCUGCUUACAUUUCUUUAGGUUUUACAUGUUUGGUAAGUUUUUAAAUGAAGUUUCUACAGGUAAAAUUGACUUUUUUAUUUUUCUUUAUGGAGUAUAUACUUUGCCAUGCAGUAUGUAAUUGCCAUUAUCCCCUGUAUUUCUUUGCCCAGUGGUGUACAGUUUUAAGACCUCUGCUUCCACAAUACCAUUAAAAUGGGCAGAUUAGAAAUAGUUAUGCUAUAGAUUCUCUUCAUGUAGAAGUUUGGGUGAAAAGCAUUUCUAAUUGCUUCAUCUCUCUGAACUUGAAGUGUUUCUUGCAGUUGUUGGGUGUUCUGUGUGGGAGGAGGGAGGGGGAAGCUGGCGCUAAGGGGGAGAGAGCACAUUAUGUUUGAAAACAAAAUCUGGAUCUAUAACACUGAAGUAUGGAUACAUCCAAUGCAUGAGAAACGUGGGCCCCUAAUACCAGUGCUGACAGCUUUCAGAUAAAACAAUCAGCACACCAAAGUUCUUGGAAGCAUGGCUGCUUCACUACCAGCAUUGCUGCUAGUGGUGAAUUUCUUCUCUAAAGUUACUUUGUAAUGUCAGAGUCCCAGCAACUCACAGAACUACUCUUUCCUUCCUUCUGCCUGUCACUUAAUCUGCUUCUGAGAUAAGAACCAUUUGUCUAACACUAAUAAUUUAAGACAGACAUGCAUUUGUGUGGUUGUAUUCCAAACCAAUUAGUGACCUAUUUACAUCUUCAAUGUGGAAAAGAUUUUAAGAACAAACUCCCAUAUAAAAUUCACCUCUAGUCAAGACAGUUGACUUUUAAA
This is a messenger RNA of Meleagris gallopavo (turkey), 2641 nucleotides long. The record is from RefSeq and is a predicted model, not a curated record. NCBI's taxonomy places the organism in Eukaryota, Metazoa, Chordata, Aves, Galliformes, Phasianidae.